AUGUGGCAUAUUCAGACGACGGCCUCAUAUGCUUCUUCCCUCGUUCAAAUGAAACUGCCCCCAUUUUAUUCUAUCUCUAGAUACAGAUGCCGUAUGUCGGAUCCGGCUCAGCCGCACCAGCUCCGUCGACGUGAUGAUCCUCCACUCUCUACAUGCUUCUCGUGUAAAGGCGGCCCUUUGGAGGAAGCAGGUACUUACCAUUAUUACUGUGAUACUUGCAAUUUGGAAUUCCACAGAGGUUGUUACAAGCAGCCCAUGGAGAUGAGACACCCUUCACACCUCUCUCACCCUCUCACUUUCACUUCCUUAGACCCUGAUUUUGACGUUGCUAAUGUUGCCGUGACUAGCAAGUACUCCUCCAAUGAAAUCUCACCAAGAUUUUAUACUUCUUCUGAUGAGGCCCCUUUGUCAGCUGAAAACUACAAGAGAUGCAAUUGCUGUCCAAACGUUCUUAAAGGAGACUACUAUCAAUGCUCUAUUUGCAAGUUCAACCUGAGUCUCACUUGCGCCAUUCACCUUCCACCUUUUAACAUCACAAACCCUAAGAGCCAUGAGCACACCCUAACCCUAUUCCCCAAAAAAAUCCCUGUCCCAUGUGAUGCUUGUGGCUUGUCUCUCCAGGAUCGCAAUGAUCACGUCUACAAUUGUCUCCCAUGCAACUACAUGAUCCAUGGAAAAUGCAUCUACUUACCUCGUGUCAUUAAGAUCACCCGUCACCAUCACCGUCUCUCUCUCACUUCCUCUCUUCCUGCUGGUGAUUUUUCUUGCGGAGUUUGUCGCAAAGCCGUAAAAGUCAAUUAUGGGCAGUUCUCUUGCACUAAGGGAUGCAAAUAUGUUGUCCACUCGAAAUGUGCGACGAGGAAUGACGUGUGGGAUGGAAUCGAUCUUGAAGGACUCCCUGAAGAACCCGAUGAAGAGGAUACCAAAUCAUUCGUGAAGAUUGAUGCAUACACGAUACAACAUUUCAGUCACGAGCAUUUUCUAAGGAUUCAGGAAAUGGAAAAGCCGGAGGAUCGUGAAAAUAAGUUUUGCCAGGCUUGCAUCCUUCCGAUCAAAGUCUCUGAUAUCUUUUACACUUGUAUGGAGUGUGAUUUCAUUCUCCACGAAGUAUGUGCAUCUCUUCCUCGCAAGAAACACCAUCCAAUACAUAAACACCCACUUAACCUCCUUCAACCAUUCCCUCCUAAGCGCUAUGACCUCUGGUUUAAUACUUUUGCCGAAGGAAUGGCCAAAUGCAGCGGUUGUAAAAGAACAACUUGUGGUUUCGUAUAUCAGUGCGGUGAAAGGGGUUGUGAGUUUCAACUAGAUGUGAGGUGCGCUUCUCUUCCUGAUCCUUUAAUCCAUGGAAGCCAUCCGCAUGAGCUUUUCUUCAAUCUAACCCAAGGUAAAUGCAUGGGUUGUACUGCUAAUUACUGUUCACCAUAUUCAUUAGAAUGCAUUCAGUACAACUCCUUUUUGGGCCUUUCUUGUGCUACGUUGCCUUCGGUCGCGCACUACAAGCACGACAAACAUCCACUUAUUCUUUGUUACGGCGAAGAAGAAGAAGAAGAAAAGACAAGAAAUCUCAAAUAUUGGUGUGAAAUUUGUGAAACACUAUUAGAUGCAAAGGAGUGGUUUUAUACAUGCGAUGAGUAUUGCAAUGUCACAGUUCACGUUACAUGUUUGUUGGGAACAGGCAUGUACAUGAAGACUGACAAUAUCAUCAAACUUUAUAAUACUGAGGUUGAGAUCGUCCGAAACGAUGGUAACUUCCGGCCGUUUUGUGAGCAAUGUUCCUUUCGUUGCUUGAACAACUUGGUAUUCAAGAGCCCUAGGGGAAACUAUUGUAAUCUGAGAGAUAUGGAGAGUUUAUGGAUGGUGCAGGCAUUGCAAAAAAGAAUGGAUCGACUACUUAUAAAAAGAUGA
Molecule: messenger RNA, 1905 nt
Organism: Microthlaspi erraticum
Lineage: Eukaryota; Viridiplantae; Streptophyta; Magnoliopsida; Brassicales; Brassicaceae
Source: the annotation of a GenBank genome assembly